Xiphophorus maculatus (southern platyfish) is the source of this 1697-nucleotide messenger RNA. RefSeq names its product elongation of very long chain fatty acids protein 4 (gene elovl4b). Gene Ontology annotation, biological process: sphingolipid biosynthetic process; fatty acid elongation, saturated fatty acid; fatty acid elongation, polyunsaturated fatty acid. Gene Ontology annotation, cellular component: endoplasmic reticulum; endoplasmic reticulum membrane. Gene Ontology annotation, molecular function: fatty acid elongase activity. The transcript is spliced from 7 exons. The record is from RefSeq and is a predicted model, not a curated record. The coding region runs from base 315 to 1229 and encodes 304 amino acids. Lineage: Eukaryota; Metazoa; Chordata; Actinopteri; Cyprinodontiformes; Poeciliidae.
GUCCAGGAGGUUGGAGGAAGAUGAUGCGGCUGAGCGGACCUCGUGCGUAUCGCGCCACUCUUUAGACGUAGAUAUAUAUAUUUUUUCACUUGCCUUGUCUAGUUUCUUGCCAAAAUAUAUUUGCUGCUCAAUGUGGAGGUGCGAGCGUAGCGACGCAGAAACUGAUUAGGUAUUGGUCAGAGAAGAAGAAGAAGAAGAAGAGGAAAACAGAGAAGAAGAGGGGCGAAGUGAACGGGGUUGGGCAUCAAAUUGCACCGGAUGUCAUUAUACACUGUUAAUUAUCAAAGACUUUAAUCACAAGCAACGGUAGAGCCAUGGAGGUUGUAACACAUCUUGUGAAUGACACAGUAGAGUUUUAUAAAUGGAGCCUUACUAUAGCAGACAAGAGGGUGGAGAACUGGCCGAUGAUGUCUUCUUCCUCUCCCACCCUGGCCAUCAGCUGCCUGUACUUGAUCUUCCUGUGGGCGGGGCCUAGGUACAUGCAGGACCGCCAACCCUUUACACUCAGGAAGACCCUCAUAGUGUACAACUUCAGCAUGGUGGUCCUCAACUUCUACAUCGCCAAAGAGCUCCUACUAGCAUCAAGAGCUGCUGGAUACAGCUACCUGUGUCAGCCUGUCAACUACUCAAAUGACGUGAAUGAAGUCAGGAUAGCAUCUGCUCUUUGGUGGUAUUACAUCUCCAAAGGGGUGGAGUUCCUGGACACGGUGUUUUUUAUACUGAGGAAGAAGUUCAACCAAGUCAGCUUCCUCCACGUCUACCAUCACUGUACCAUGUUCAUCCUCUGGUGGAUUGGUAUCAAGUGGGUCCCUGGUGGACAGUCAUUUUUCGGUGCAACCAUCAACUCUUCCAUCCACGUCCUAAUGUAUGGUUACUAUGGCCUGGCUGCCUUGGGACCUCAUAUGCAGAAGUAUCUCUGGUGGAAGAAAUACCUCACCAUAAUUCAGAUGAUCCAGUUUCACGUAACUAUCGGCCACGCCGGUUAUUCGCUCUACACUGGCUGCCCAUUUCCCUGCUGGAUGCAGUGGGCUCUGAUCGGCUAUGCUGUCACCUUCAUCAUCCUCUUCGCCAACUUCUACUACCACGCCUACAGACGCAAACCUUCAUCACACAAAGGCGGCAAGCCAGUGGCCAACGGCACAUCCGCUGUGACUAACGGCCACUGCAACAUGGAAGAAGUGGAGGAAAAUGGGAAGAGGCAAAAGAAGGGUAGAGCGAAAAGGGAGUGAAGAAGAAAGAGGCGUGUGCCUGGCAACAAUCUAAAAGUGGACGGAGAAGGAGGGAAGGGAGGGGAGAAAUCAACCAGACAAUCAUUUCUUCAGAUAAUGUAGAUUGACAUGAUUCGGGACCAACUUAAGAAGAACAGCGGGUGUCGGGUGUGUAUUUAUGGGCAAGUCUGUAAAAGCUUCUGGUUUUAGAUGGAAGGCAGUUGUGUUGGUUGUCUGCAAAACAGUUUGUUAAUGAAGAAAAGCAAAAUGCUGAUCACAUAGGCUCCAUGCUCUUCUGUCCAACUAUGCUUUGGACCCUGUUAGGACCAAAAUGUCACAGAAAAUGCACACCUGCUCAGCAUUUACAACCAAAGUUCACCUCCAAUUUUUGUACUCUGGAUUCUAAUACUGCUUUAUCUAAGAGCUUAAAUAGUUAAUGUGCUAAUUUAUUUUCUAGUGCGCUAAAACAUUUUGAUUAAUUUUAAGUGU